ACUCAUGCCGUUGAUCUAUUUAAGUUCGGUUUAUUCCUUCAGAAUGGCAGUCGCUUAGCAAGAUGCAACCUAUCCUCGUUUUUAUUCUGGUCAUGUUAACUGUGCAAAUCGAGAGUAAAUGCAAUAGUUUCGUCACACUACAAUUAGAUCCUCACUGUGGAAUAUUUUCUGAUUGUGUCAUGAAUGGUGCCAAUCCAGGUGUCCUGAGAGUUAAAUCUUGUAAGCGCAUAGAAAAAGGAAAAUCAGGACUCAUCCGAAUGAAAUCGGGAAAAUGUGACCCUAAUGCACCCCGUUGCACCGAUGAAUAGUAUCAUAAUUUCAUUUUUCAUUUAAUACCAUGACGUACACCAGUAAAUAUAUAUAUAUUUUAACUUU
This is a messenger RNA of Drosophila teissieri, 375 nucleotides long. It is a transcript of the gene Acp63F, whose product is annotated as accessory gland protein Acp63F. The transcript has 3 exons. NCBI's taxonomy places the organism in Eukaryota, Metazoa, Arthropoda, Insecta, Diptera, Drosophilidae. Bases 63 to 308 code for a protein of 81 amino acids. The record is from RefSeq and is a predicted model, not a curated record.